Molecule: messenger RNA, 5819 nt
Organism: Lates calcarifer (barramundi perch)
Lineage: Eukaryota; Metazoa; Chordata; Actinopteri; Centropomidae
Gene: pdcd11
Product: programmed cell death 11
Exons: 36
Coding region: 122-5560 (1812 amino acids)
Biological process (GO): rRNA processing
Cellular component (GO): small-subunit processome; nucleolus; nucleus
Molecular function (GO): protein binding; RNA binding
Source: RefSeq, a predicted model, not a curated record
AUGAGUUUUUCUUCCGGGUUGUGAUCAUGGCGUGUUGCUGAACAACAUGUGAGUUUGGAUAUUCUCAAGCCGCAGAUUUAAUUAACAUUAAUUUUCUUAGACGUUUGAAACAACAUCAAACAUGGCAUCAGCAGAGGAGGACUUCCCUCGGGGAGGGACAGCAAAGAAGACCACUGAGAGUAAAAUAGUGGUGCAGCGGAGCGAAGUGGACAACCUGUUCCAGUCCAAUGAACAAGCAGAAACUAAGAAAAGAAAGGGAGCAGUCAAAGAUGACGGCAAGAAACUCAAGAAGCAAAAAAAAGAAGAUGGUCUAACUCUCAAUGCAGCAGCCAAGUGUGUGGAAAUCCUACAUAUCAAGAAUGUGAAGGAGGGUAUGCUGAUGCUGGGAUGUGUGAAGGAGGUUACAGACUUCGAGGUUACAGUCGGUCUGCCUUGUGGUCUGCAAGGCUUCCUCAGCAUCAAGAACAUCAGUGACUCGUAUACCAAGCUGCUUAGUGAACAGCUGGAUUCAGCUGACACAGAGGAGAUAUGCUCUCUGCCACACCUCUUCCUCCCCGGCAUGGUGUUAAGAUGUGUGGUUGCCAAGUUGGACAUAGCUAAAGGAGGCUCUCUCAGCAUCCAGCUGUCAGUCAACCCAAAGCUGGUUAACAAGGCUCUCUCCUCAAGCUCUCUGAAAGCUGGCAUGGUCUUGAGUGGAUGUGUGGAAAGUAUCGAGGAUCACGGCUGCAUAGUUGACAUUGGCAUUAGUGGGUCUAAAGCCUUCCUGUCCACGAAAGCAAUAAAAGAUCAGCACAACAACCCAGAAGAGCUGAAAGUGGGUCAGUAUGUGACUUCUCAAGUGGAAGAAGUAAAGAACGAAGGGCGUGUGGUCCGGCUUUCUGCCAGCCCGCUGACCAUCACCCAGGCCUGUGCUGAGUCCAAGCAGGGCUGGAACCUCACUAACCUUCUGCCUGGUCUUCUGGUCAAAGCUACCAUCAAGAAGGUGACCAAACAUGGUCUGAUCCUGGACUUCCUGUCCUCCUUUAGCGGCCAGGUGGACUUUCUCCACAUGGAGCCUGAACAUGCAGCCAACUACACAGAAGGAGCUGAGGUGCAAGCAUGUGUGCUCUACGUAGAGCCGUCCACACGUCUGGUGGGUUUGAGUCUGCGCAGCUACCUCAUUCAGCCUGAGCCCAGAGUUGACCCCACUCCUGCUGGUGGUGAUCGCAUUGGUGAGGUGGUGAAGGACUGCAAGAUGACCACUAUUCACCACAGGUCUGGAGCCAUGUUGGAACUGCCUGACAAAACGUUGGCAUUUGUACACAGGAACAACCUGAAAGAGGUGAAUGAGCCAGCCAAUGAGAACAGAGUGCUGGCAAUGCCUGAGCACACCUGUAGGAUCCUGAACUUCAGUCCCCUGGAUCAAAUUCAUUUUGCUAGUCUGCGCAGGAGUGUGAUUGAGAGGCCCUUUUAUAGAUAUCAUGAUCUUCACGCUGGUCAAAUUGUAGAGGGGAAAGUAUCAGUCCUGCUGAAUCAUGGGAUGGUGGUGCAUCUGUCUGACCACAUUAAAGGUCUGGUGCCUCGCACCCACCUGUCUGACAUUAUCCUCAAGAACCCAGAGAAGAAGUACAUGGAGGGCAUGAAGGUCAAAUGUCGGGUCCUGACAGUAGAUGCAGAGAAUAAGAAGCUGUACCUGACCAGAAAGAAGGCCCUGGUUGAAAGCUCCCUACCACUGUUCCUCAGUUAUGCCGAUGCUCGUCCCGGCUGCGUGUCCCACGGAUACAUCGUCUGCAUCAAAGACUUUGGCUGCAUUGUUCGUUUCUAUAAUAACGUCAAGGGUCUGGUGCCGCUCAAUCAACUCAGCUCUGAGCCCAUCAGCAGUCCUGAGGAGCUCUUCUACAUUGGGCAGGUGUUAAAGACCAAAGUUCUUCAGUGUGACCCCGAGAAGGCAAAGAUGGUGCUGUCAUUUAAAGUAGCAGUGGAGGGAGAAACUGCCAAGCCUGAGUUUGACUGUGAGGUGGGAACGAGGCUAGAGGCCAAGGUGCUGAAAAAAUUGGUCAACGGUCUGGAGGUGGCCAUCCUCCCUGACGAGAUACGAACCGUACUUCCCACCAUGCACCUCUCUGAUCACAUGAGCAACUGCCCUCUGCUGUGGGAGAGCCUGCAGGAGGGAGACAACAUCUCAAACCUCAUCUGUGUCAACAAUAACAAACAGAAUAUUUCUCUCACCAAGAAACCCACCGUGAGGUGGUCACUGGAGGAGGGAGUGGUUGCCAAAGAUUUCUCAGAGAUCACAGUUGGAAUGCAGCUGAUUGGCUGGGUCAAGAACAUCAUGUCCUAUGGUGUCUUUGUAGAGUUCCCAUAUGGCCUUGUUGGUCUCGCACCCAAGUCGGCCUUGACUGACAAGUUCAUCAGUGAUGCGACAGUCGCCUUCCAGCUGGGCCAGACAGUCAUCGCCAAGGUGACCAACUUGGAUGAGGAAAAGCGGCGUUUCCUGGUCACACUGAAGAUUUCAGAAGUCAUAUCUCCAGAGGGGGACACUCAGACCAGACUCAUUAAUGGUCUGCAGGAGAGAAGAGCUGUGACUGAAAUGUUGGCUAUGAGGGAUAAUAGUGAUCUUCGCCAGCAGCUUGCUGCUCUUUUUGUGGGUCAGAAGCUGAAGCUGACUGUGGAUACUGUGGAAGACAGCGGUGCAACCUUUAAGUCUGAUGAUUUGGCCGGUGCUACCAUACUGGCCAGCAAGCACCAUGUCAUGGGUGUUAACUUGAACCCAGGACAGAAGGCCACUGCAGUCCUCCUUCAUGUUGACAUCCUGUCUUCUUGUGUCCAUGUGUCCCUCCUUUCCAAGCUGCUGGGAAACAAGAAAUCGUUAAGUGAAGAAUCUAAAUACACAGCAAUGGUGCAGUACAUAGACAAAGAAUUUGCUGUCAUCUCAUUGGAUGAUACGGCACAGCUGACUGUGAUCCAAACUAGGAGCCACCUGAAUGAGGUAUUCCUGUCUGAGUCGGAGAAGCUGAAGGCAGGAAUGAGUUUGGCCGUUGAGGUUACAGAACCCAGCUGUCAGGAACUGCAAGGGCUCCCUCUAGUGUCGUGGCAGCGCACUGCACCAAAACGACAGCGCACGACCUCAGAAAACCAGUCAGGCUCCAAGGGUCACUGCUUCGGUGAGAUCGUGCAGGGGAAAGUGCGGACAGUGAAGCCUACCUGCAUUCAGGUCACGCUAGAGGAUGGGAGCACAGGCAGAGUGCACGUGUCUGAGGUGGUGGAGGUCACAAAAGUGUGUCUGGGAUCCUUUCCGACGUCCUUGGUGAAAGUGGGCAGUACGGUCACUGCUAGGGUCAUUGGAGGACGAGAAGCCUCCAGUCACAGAUUCUUGCCAUUUUCCCAUCCCAAAUUUACAUACACCAUUCCUGAGCUCACGCUUAUACCCAGCAAACUGGAUAAGAGUGCAGAUUUCAAAUCAGUCACAGCAAAAGAAAAACUUAAUAGCUAUAAGGUCGGGGAAGAAAUCACAUGCUUUGUAUCAAAGUUUAAUCCAGAGAGGAAGUCUUUGGAGGUCACCACUGAUCCCUCUCUUACUGGGACAGUUGAACUUCUGGCCAUGAUCACUGAUCUUAAAGAUGCCAGCCACCCAGAGAAACUGUACAAGCUGGGCCAAGCAGUCCAUGCUAAAGUGGUAGAAAUCAGCUCCAAACCUCAUCGUUUUGUGCUGUCACUCAUCGGUGUCCAUAAACUGGAGGAAGGCAGCGUUGCUUUGGGGAUCGUGACUAAUAUUCAGCCACAAGUUGGCCUUCUGGUCAAGCUUCCCUUCGGUGGCAUGGGAGCCAUUGCUGUUACUGACCUGGCUGAUGCCUACAGGCCAAACCCACUGGAUGGGUACAGAAAGGAUCAGAUACUCAGGUGUUUCCUCCUAGGGAAUGAAAAUGGCAAGUGGCAGCUGUCUCUACGACCAUCAAGGCUGAACCCACAACAGGCCAAGCCAGUGAAGGACCUCGAAGUUCUGUCUCUAGACAAACUGAAGGAGGGACAGAUCAUCAGAGGCUACGUCAAGUCUGUGGGAGAGCAGGGUGUCUUCAUCAGGUUGUCUCGGUAUAUAACCGGAAGAGCCCAACUUCAGCAGUCCACCAAGUACUUUGUUAGCAGCCACAAGGUCCUCUCUGAGCACCUGCCUCCCAACACUCUGCUCACCACCAAGAUCCUCAGUAUUGACCUAGAGGAGGAGUUCGUCAACCUCUCUCUGCUCCCAGCGGACACCGGGAAACCAGACAUCCUUCCAGAAUCUCUCGGCCUGCCACUGCGUCUCGUCGGAGAGGAGAAGAAGAAACACGAUACAGAGAAGAAGAAGAAACGCGCGCUGUCCGAGAGCGAACAGAAACAAGCAGAGUCCCAGGUCCCAAAAAAGAAAAAGAAAAAAACAAAGAAAGCAAGGACUGAUGAUAAUGACAGCGGAGUUGAGGUGUACUUCAGGGAAGAGGAGGAUAAGGAAGAUGAGGAAGAACCCAAACCCGCUCCCGCAAAGGAGCAGGUGACAGCCAGCUCAGCAGGUCCAUCCAGACUGCAGGUGGCAGCAGGUUUCUCCUGGGACAUGGGACUGAACUGCCUAAAGCCUGCCUCUGCAGCUAAGGAUGGGGACUCCAGUGAUGAAGAGGACCAAGUUGCAGACAGCAAGCCCCAGAAGAAGUCUCGUCAUGAGUUGGAGCAGGAGAAAAAGGCAGCAGAGAAGGCGCUGGUACAGCGGGAAGCUGAGCUCAUGGAUCCCAGCCUGCGGCCCGAAGACGCAGCUGCCUUCGAGCGCCUGCUCCUAGCUUCACCCAACAGCUCUCUGGUUUGGCUCCAGUACAUGGCUCACCAUCUGCAGGCCACACAGAUCGAGCAGGCCCGAGCUGUGGCUGAGAGGGCUCUCAAAACUAUUUCCUUCAGGGAGGAGCAGGAGAAGCUGAAUGUGUGGGUGGCCCUGCUGAACCUGGAGAACAUGUACGGCACAGAGGAGACCCUAAAGAAAGUGUUUGAGCGGGCGCUGCAGUUCUGCGAGCCUCUGCCGGUCUACCAGCAGCUGGCUGACAUCUACGCCAAGUCCAACAAGACCAAGGAGGUGGAGGGCUUGUAUAAGACAAUGGUGAAGCGUUUCCGUCAGAAUAAGGCAGUGUGGCUGAGCUAUGGGACCUUCCUGCUCCAGCAGGGUCAGAGCGAUGCUGCCAGUGCUCUCCUGCAGAGGGCGCUGAAGAGUCUGCCUUCCAAAGAAAGUGUGGAUGUGAUUGCCAAGUUCGCUCAGCUGGAGUUCCGUUAUGGUGAUGUAGAGAAAGGUCGCACCAUGUUUGACAAAGUCCUGACAAGCUAUCCCAAACGUACCGACCUCUGGUCCGUCUUCAUUGACCUCAUGGUCAAACACGGAUCACAGAAAGACGUCAGGGCGCUCUUUGAUCGAGUGAUACACCUGAGUGUCUCAAUAAAAAAGAUCAAGUUCUUUUUCAAGCGCUACCUGGAGUACGAAAAGAAGCAUGGCACCCCGCAGAGUAUCCAGGCAGUCAAAGAGAAGGCCAUGGAGUUUGUGGAAGCUAAAGGCACUGAAGCUGCAACUUAAAGACCAAAUAUACUCUUUUAUGUUCGUGAGUGGACUCCAGUGUAUUGGUAUUCACUAUUUCAUUAACUUGCAUUUUAAUCCAUUUUGUAUGAAAAUGAGUGUGAGCUAAGAAGGUAAGAGUGAAUGUCUGUGAAUGACUAUUAGUUUACUAUGUUUUUGAAUGGAUUUAUAAAAAGAUCCUUAUCACACUUGUUGGAACACUCUCAAUAAAUUGAACAAUUGGUUUGUCUCUCAAUAAAUCCAGCGCCAUUACAAUACA